Molecule: messenger RNA, 1134 nt
Organism: Parascedosporium putredinis
Lineage: Eukaryota; Fungi; Ascomycota; Sordariomycetes; Microascales; Microascaceae
Source: the annotation of a GenBank genome assembly
AUGAAGUUCCUUCCCAUCCUCCUCGCCGGACUGAGCGCGGCUGCGCCGUCUCGCCCCGGUCUCUUGCAGCGUCGCCAAGACGCUUCCACCCGUACUCUUAUCCUCGGCGCUCCAGGCCAAAUUAUCGCUGCUCAGUUCAACGGUGCCGAGUUCUCCGUCGUCGCCAAGGAUGAGCAGGAGGGCACCGGCCCCAGCUGGAUGCUCUUCCGGAACCCCGAGCUCUUCUACGCCGUCAACGAGAACUCUGACAAGCUCCGCCUCUUCAGCUUCAACGCCCAGGCCAACGAACUGAAGCAGGUCGUCGAGCUCGAGAGUUCUGCCGGCGUUGUUCAUCUCGAGUUUAACCAAGACCAAACCCGCAUGGUCGGCUCCGCUUAUGGCAAUGGCACCAUCGACGUCUGGGAUACUUCCGCCGAGGACGGAACCCCGACCCUGAUCAAGACCCUCAAGAGUGGCGGCGAGCUCGCCCCGGCCAGCUCGGAGCCCACCCCCAUCAAGCCGUCCUUGACCCCACGGGCCGUUUCUUCCUCGUCAACGACCUCGGCACCGAUAGCCUCAUCGUCAUCGACGCCCAAGACGACACAUACGAGAUCACCAAUAACUUCGUCGUCGAGAGAGGCCGCCACACACUACACCGUCGUCUGCGAACGCACAAAUCAGCUCCUCACCUACUCGCUCACGUAUUCCGACGAUAGCAUCGACUUCUCCAACGUCCGCCCCACUUCCACCUUUGGCGACGCUUUCCCCAAGAACGCCACCACCGCCGCCGCCGGCGAGGUCGUGCUCUCGGCCAACGGCAGGGAUCUCUACGUGUCCAACCGCCUUACCGGCAACGACACCGAUAGCAUCUCCCACUUCCGCGCCUCGGCCUCGGGCUGCCUCACCUUCAAGGGCCAGGUCUCUUCUGGCGGCGUCCUUCCCCGCAUGAUUUCUCUCAGCGCCGACUCCUCGCAGGGCACGCUCUUCGCCGCUAACCAAAAGGGCGACAACGGUCUCGUGGCCUUCCGAAGGGACUCGUCCGGGAUCCUCAUCUCCGUUCCUGUCGCAGCGGCCGAGCUUUCAGCUUUCGCAGAGGCUGGUAGCGAUUUGGGUCCUCAGUUCGUGCUCGAGGUUCCCGCGGCGGCCUCUUCGUGA